Phaethon lepturus (White-tailed tropicbird) is the source of this 2076-nucleotide messenger RNA. It is a transcript of the gene RNF216, whose product is annotated as ring finger protein 216. NCBI's taxonomy places the organism in Eukaryota, Metazoa, Chordata, Aves, Phaethontiformes, Phaethontidae. The annotation marks the transcript as partial. The record is from RefSeq and is a predicted model, not a curated record. The transcript is spliced from 12 exons.
AUGGCAGAGAGAGGUGGAAAUGAAGAAGUAAUUAACUUGAACAGCUUCCGUAGUCACAGAGGAAAAGACUGGAUAAACCGCAGGGACGAAGGUCUUAUCAUGAUAUCAGAUUCCUCGGAUGAAGAAUUACCUUUGUUGCCGGAAACACCAGCAGAGCAGCAGCGUGAGGAAGAUGACGAUGAUGUAGUCAUCUUGGCAGAGACUGCAAAGCAUCAGCAUCUUCUGCGUCCCAAUGUCAUCAGGCCUGCGGCUCAAUGGCAGGGUGCAAACACUGUGGGAGAAGGAGGAUCUAAAAGCGCUGUCGAGCCCUUGAAGGGCAUAUAUCUGCAAGAUGAGAACUCAGCUCUGCUGUGCCAGGGAGACCGAGAUAAUCACAUGGUAGAGAGCAAUGCUGGACCAAGUAGGGAUGAGAAUAUGAACUUUGCCUUGCAGCAGCCUGGACCGUCAGAACUUACUGGCCCCAGGUUUGAACUUACAAGUAACCAGGAGCCUGGCCCAAGUUUGAUUCCAGCAAUAAAGACGAGUCCGCAGCCUGUUGUUAACAGAGAAGGCGUUAGUCUGGAGAAUGCAAGUCUUCUACCACAACAGGAGGAAAAGGUGGAAGCCCAGGGAUGGCAAGGAGAGGACUUAGAGCCAAAGCAAAAUGUCGGAGGAACAGCUGCUGCGACUACCACAGACCGGGAGAUCCAUGAGAACAGCCAGCUGAGUCACUCGUACUUCCAGCCGUUGGAAGGUGAGCCACAUGCUGCAGUAAAUGGUUGUGCUCCUCAGCAAGGGCAGCCUGAAGCAGACUCAGGAUCUCUGAGGGCAUAUGGAGAAGAGGCUCCCGGGCCAGCCUUCCCCCGACCUGAGCCACAGCAGGAUGGGAUUCCAGGUCCUGCUUCUCCCCAGCUGGCGCAUCCACCAGAAGAAACAGGUCAGCAGGCAGAGAGAGACAAUGAAGAGCCAGGUCCAGCAUUCCCCACACAGGGGUCUCAUGAACUUGGCUCUAGUAAUGUUCCAGAACAAGGAGCUGCUGGGCAGGACCAAGACCUCACUGCGCUGCUCAUCAGAGAGACAGAAGCAAGAUUCCCAGAUGUGAAGAAGGAAUAUAUUGAACAGCUAAUCUGCAUCAAGAACUGCUAUGACUUAAAUGUACUUUGUAACUUUCUUCUGGAAAAUCCAGAUUACCCAAAGAAGGAAGGCAGAGUGCUCUUAAAUCCCAGCAGCAGCCUGCUCGCCAGCCAAGAUGAGACCAAGGUGCCUAAAGUGGACUACUUCGACUUUUCCAAACUUGCCCCGCUUGAUCAGCGGUGCUUUAUUCAGGCAGCUGACCUCCUUAUGGCAGACUUCAAAAUGCUGAGCAGCCAAGACAUCAAGUGGGCACUACAUGAACUCAAGGGACACUAUGCAAUCACACGAAAGGCCUUUUCAGAUGCUAUCAAAAAAUGGCAGGAGCUGUCUCCCGAAACCAGUGGCAAACGAAGAAGGAGGAAAGAAAUGAAUCAGUAUUCAUAUAUAGACUUCAAAUUUGAGCAAGGGGAUGUGAAAAUUGAGAAGCGCAUGUUCUUCCUGGAGAAUAAGAGACGGCACUGGAGGACCUAUGACAAGCUCUCUCUUCUCCCACCGGUGCUACUGGAGCAGGAGUUCUAUGAGCAGAAAGUUAAAGAGAUGGCAGAGCAUGCAGACUUUCUCCUUGCUCUGCAGAUGAAUGAGGAGCAGUAUCAGAAGGAUGGUCAGAUGAUAGAGUGCCGCUGCUGUUAUGGGGAGUUUGCGUUUGAAGAGCUAACUCAGUGCGCAGAUGGUCACCUGUUCUGCAAGGAGUGCCUAAUUAAAUAUGCUCAGGAGGCAGUCUUUGGCUCUGGGAAGUCAGAGCUCAGCUGCAUGGAAGGCAGUUGCACGUGUUCAUUCCCCACCAGUGAGCUGGAGAAAGUGCUUCCAGAGAACAUCCUCUGUAAAUACUAUGAACGGAAAGCUGAGGAGGAGGUGGCUGCUGCCUGUGCAGAUGAGCUCGUCAGGUGUCCAUUCUGUAACUUCCCAGCUCUACUGGACAAUGAUGUGAAGCGGUUGAGCUGCCCUAAUCCCCGCUGCAGAAAG